AGAGAGCACCACGCACCCAGACGGACUCACCAAGGAACCUGAGCUUGCUUAGGAGGGAUGGCCAUGGUUCCCAAGAGCAACAUGGGACCUACCAAGGCGGUUCCCACCCCAUUCGGCUGCAUUGGCUGUAAGCUGCUAAAGCCUGACUACUCACCAGCGCUUAUCACCUUCAUGUUCUGUGCAAUGGUUAUCACUGUUGUCUUAGACCUGAUCGGCAACUCUAUGGUCCUUUUGGCUGUGUCCAAGAACAAGAAGCUCCGAAAUUCUGGCAACAUCUUUGUGGCCAGCCUCUCCAUGGCAGACAUGCUGGUGGCUAUCUACCCCUACCCUAUGAUGCUAUAUGCCAUGUCAGUUGGGGGCUGGGAUCUGAGUCAGCUCCAGUGCCAGAUAGUCGGGUUGGUCUCAGGACUGAGUGUGGUCGGUUCCAUCUUCAACAUUACAGCCAUUGCCAUCAAUCGUUACUGCUACAUCUGCCACAGCCUCCAAUAUAAGCAGAUCUUCAGCCUGCGCAACACUUACAUCUACCUGGUCAUUACCUGGGUCAUGACUGUCCUGGCUGUCCUGCCUAACAUGUACAUUGGCACCAUUGAAUAUGAUCCUCGCACCUACUCCUGUAUCUUCAACUAUGCGAACAAUCCUGUUGUUACUGUGACCAUUGUCUGCAUCCACUUCAUCCUCCCUCUCAUCAUAGUUGGUUAUUGCUACACCAAAAUCUGGAUCAAAGUGCUGGCAGCCCGUGACCCAGCUGGACAGAAUCCUGAUAACCAGUUUGCUGAGGUUCGAAAUUUUCUAACCAUGUUUGUGAUCUUCCUCCUUUUUGCAGUGUGCUGGUGCCCUAUCAAUGUGCUCACUGUUUUGGUGGCUGUCAGUCCAAAAGAUAUGGCAGGCAAGAUCCCCAACUGGCUUUAUCUUGCAGCCUACUGCAUAGCCUACUUCAACAGCUGCCUCAAUGCUGUCAUCUAUGGUAUCCUCAAUGAGAGUUUCCGACGAGAAUACUGGACCAUCUUUCAUGCUUUGCGGCACCCUAUCCUGUUCAUCUCUCACCUUAUCACUGACAUUUGGGAGACUCGGGAGACCCAACCUCUCACUGGUGCCUGUGUCCGUGACCAAGCCCGAGAACAAGAGCGUGCCCAUGCCUGUCUCGCUGUGGAAGGAACCCCACGGAAUGUCCAGAAUGUUCUAUUGCCUGGUGAUGCGGCAGCAGCCCACUCUGAUCAUGUCUCUGUCCAUUCCAAGCCCCAAACCAGGUGUACUGCCUACCGCAAACCUGCCUCUAUCCAUCACAAGUCUCUUUCUGGCCACCCCAAGUCUGCCUCUGUCUACCCUAAGCCAGCCUCCUCUGUCCAUUUCAAGCCUGCCUCAGUCCAUCUCAAACCCACCUCUGUCCAUUUCAAAGGGGACUCUGUCUAUUUCAAGGGAGACUCUGUCCAUUUCAGAGCUGCUUCCAAGCUUGUUACUAGUCACCAUAUCUCUGCUGGCUCUUCCCCCAGCCAUCCUACAUCCAUCUCUGGCUACAUUAAACCUGCUACCAGCCACCCUGCAACCAGCACUGUUGACUCUCUUGAACCUGCCACCACCAGCCAUUCUGUGCUCACUGCUGUUAAUCUCCCUGAGAUCUCAGCCUCCCAUUGCCUUGAGAUGACCACCACUGGCCACCUCAAACCUGGCAUUACUGCCUCCAGCCUUCCUGUUGUAUUCGCUGAGCUUGCUGCUACCUCUGCCACCCCUCCUGACCCCACAGUAAUCCCCAUUGCCACUGAUCAUUACCAAAAGGUUGUGCUUAUUGAUGAUGAUUCUGAUGAUUCCAAUUGUUCUGAUGAGAUGGCUGUGUGAAAAGUGUUCUUUACAGUUUGCCCUGCUUAUGCAGUCCAGUGUGAGAUAUCUCUGUUGCAUAGACACACUGACUGGCACACACAGACAUGGACCCCCAAAGACAGUGGAAGUUCCAUCCACCUUUCAAGCAUACUCCUCUUUGGCACCUUGUACACUUGAAAAUGUGUGUAUAUUCUUGCUAUCUUUGAGAUCAAAUUUCCAAGUGUGACAUCUGCGAUUCUGAAGUCCUAAGCCUUGCUGUUCUUAUAAGGUUGAUUUUCAUCCCUCAGUGAUCUCUGAACUGUGUUGCUUUGAUCCUCUUCACUGACUCUUUCAAGCUCUCCCUCCCAACUCCUGAUUUCCUCUGCCUUUUGCUUUCUUCUCCCAUUCCCAGGAGUGGGGGAGGAAUGCAUGUGCACUAGUCAAGGCUAUCUUGGUGGUCAGCUCUGUAAUGUGACUGUGACAUCACAGCUUUAUGUUCUAAGUGUAUAACUCUGUGUUGUACCUUUAAUGGCAGUCAGAAAAGGACUUAGGAUGAAGUGCAAACACUUGACAAAACAUUACCCUAUCUGAAGAACAUAAUUAGAUAAGUUCUUAUUAAAGUACAUUUUAAUGACUGUCAGAUCAAGUAGCAAAAGGAGUGAUAUGUCAAACUAAGUUGAUUCUAUUUUGUGUAAAUUUAAACUUUGGUGCUGAUUUUUAUAGAUUUGGUUGGAAAUGAUGAGAUGUUUUACCCCAUUUUUGGUCAUUUGGGGUUUUCAAGCAUUGGCCAGUACAUUCUUUUAUUUCUACAGAUCCGUGUGCAAGUAAUUUCUUAUGGUUUGGAACCCUGAGUGGCAAUUAUUAUGUUUGUAAUAUUAUAAUUCAUAAUCACUCUUUUAAACACCUCGAUGUUUUGACACCAUCAGUUUUUAAUAUCUUUCUUUUUCAUUUAAAGGGGAUUUGAAGUAAUAACUGAUAGCUAGAAGCAAAUGGAUUGUUAAAAAGCCUUGUGUUUGUGGCCCUCCUGUCUUGGGAAGAAGAGCUGCCAGCACCAGUAACUCUGUGAAGCAGUUAGUCUCAUUACAGUCCUGAAAGGGAUUUUCCUUUAGGAUUCAAGAAUAAACCGCCAUUUAAAUGAAAUUGAAGUUGCUGAUUCAAAUUAACACUUUAAUCAAAGUUUACUGUACACAAGCUUGUAAGGAGAAAAUGAAAUA
This is a messenger RNA of Onychomys torridus (southern grasshopper mouse), 3008 nucleotides long. RefSeq names its product melatonin-related receptor. Gene Ontology annotation, biological process: G protein-coupled receptor signaling pathway. The coding region runs from base 58 to 1833 and encodes 591 amino acids. Gene Ontology annotation, cellular component: membrane. The record is from RefSeq and is a predicted model, not a curated record. The transcript has 2 exons. Lineage: Eukaryota; Metazoa; Chordata; Mammalia; Rodentia; Cricetidae. Gene Ontology annotation, molecular function: melatonin receptor activity.